This is a messenger RNA of Adelges cooleyi (spruce gall adelgid), 2236 nucleotides long. Its product is annotated as fatty acyl-CoA reductase wat-like. The record is from RefSeq and is a predicted model, not a curated record. Gene Ontology annotation, biological process: long-chain fatty-acyl-CoA metabolic process. The transcript has 9 exons. Bases 189 to 1835 code for a protein of 548 amino acids. Lineage: Eukaryota; Metazoa; Arthropoda; Insecta; Hemiptera; Adelgidae. Gene Ontology annotation, cellular component: peroxisome. Gene Ontology annotation, molecular function: alcohol-forming very long-chain fatty acyl-CoA reductase (NADP+) activity.
UCGGCGUCUGUAUGGCAUAACACAAACAGCGAGUGCACUUCACUCUAGUUCCUGCGCCGCGCCAGUGCGUUUGUACUUGGGUGAAUAACCAUUGCGCUACGUUCUCUCGUCCAAGUCGUGUCGCUCCGAGUUGAACCGUUCAACGAUUCGUCAUUUUAUUAAGUAGACUGGAUUUUUGCUGACCCACCAUGGCUCUCGAUUUACAUCGAAAGUACAUCGAAAAGAAACAAGAUAGUGCACCGUUGGUGCCUAUUAAAGAUAUCGUCAACUCGAAAUACUAUCUAGAUCCGUUGGAACUAUUAGGGGAGCGCAAUUUCAAUGCACCCCGUGAAAUAAAUGAAUCCGAGGUAGGAACUCCCGUACAAGAGUUCUUCCGGGACGCUGUUGUGUUGAUCACUGGCGGUACUGGAUUUAUGGGCAAGGUGUUGAUAGAAAAGCUACUACGGACCUGUCCACACAUCAAACACGUGUACUUGUUAAUUAGAUCAAAGAAGGGCAAAAACGUGGAACAAAGACUGGAAGACAUAUUUGAAGACAGGUUGUUCAAACGGUUAAAACACGAAGUGCCCAAGUAUCACCAUAAAAUUUCUGGCAUAGCCGGUGACUGCGGUUUGCCAGGCCUAGGAUUGAGUGUCACCAGCCGGAAUACGUUAAUUAAUGAAGUUACUAUUGUUUUUCACGGUGCCGCCACUGUGCGGUUUGAUGAACAUAUUCGGGUAGCAAUGAGCAUUAACGUAUCGGGAACAAGGGAAAUGCUGAAUUUGUGUAGAAAGAUUACUAAUUUAAAGGUUUUGGCCCACGUUUCCACAGCUUUUGCAAAUUGCAAUCGACUGUUGGUAGAAGAGAAAUUCUACGAACCUAUUGCUAACUUUGAGGACGUCCUUGAACUAGUUUCUUCUAAAGACGACCAAACCCUUCAAGACAUGACCCCAGAUAUAAUCGGGAAUUUUCCGAAUACAUAUGCGUUCACUAAAUCCUUAGCGGAGGAUGUCAUUCGAAGAGAAGCCAAAGACCUUCCUAUGUUGGUAUUCAGACCCACUGUAGUUAUUGCAACAUACCGUGAACCAGUAAGGGGUUGGAUCGAUAACGUUUAUGGUCCUACUGGACUCAUAGUCGGAGUCGGCACAGGAGUUUUACACACAUAUUAUGGAGAUUCUAAAACUAUUACUGAUAUGGUUCCGGUUGACAUGGUUGUUAGUGCACUAAUUUGCUCUGCCAAAGAAGUGGCAACUGAAAAACCCAAAGAAAUACCGAUAUUCACAUGCUCAAGCGCUAGACAAAAGCCAGUUAGAUGGAUUGACUUCAUCGAGAUGAAUAGACGUCAUGGUAUUUACUGGCCGACUAUUCGAGCUAUUUGGUACUAUUCUUUCAUGCCUACCAAUAACAUAUACGUCUAUCUUUUGCUGAAAUUCAUGUGUCAUAUCAUACCUGGAUUUAUAUUGGACACCCUUGCCGUUCUAGCUGGUCAGAAGCCGAUUCUAUUGAAGAUUUACAAGAAGAUCGAUAAGGUGCGUGAUAUACUCGCAUACUUCUCCGACAAGGAAUGGACGUUCAUAAACGACCGGACUCUAAAAUUGUGGGAUACGCUCGAUUCGCAGGACAAGGAGCUGUUCAAUUUUGAUAUACAUCAGUUGUCCUGGGAGUACUUCAGUCAAGCGCACUGUCUCGGUUUAAGGGUUUAUCUGGUGAAAGAUGAUAUCCAUACGUUGCCUAGUGCCCGAAAGAGAUGGGAAAGGUUACACCUGGCGCACAAAGCAUUGAUGGCGGUCACCUACGGGGUUAUACUGUGGUUCGCUUGGACAAUACUCUCGUUUGUAUUCAGACUGUUUGUGUGAUAUAAUUUCUAGCUGUUUACCAUGAAUAAUAAUUAUUAUACAAUGAAUGACUGCUGCAUUAUACAUAUUUUGCUUAAGAAAUGUGAUUUUUAGCAAAUGUAAAAUAUUAUGUCUUAAAAAAAUUUUGAUGUUCAAUUCGGAGUUGCGUUGGGUUGUUACUCAAACAACAUAUCAAACAACAAUAUAACAACAGCAACGUUAUCAUAUUAUUGUUUGAUAUUAUAUUAGUAUUUCUAAUUUGUUUUGUCUUUUAUUUGUAUAAAUAAAUAGGUUCGUCAAUUCAAAUUGAAUCAUUACAAAAUAUUAAACCCAAUGGGUUUAAUUUAUGAAAUUUUAUAUUAUUUUAGUUUUGUAUUAUUAAUUAUUAAAUAUUAACCACGAAAGAAUUCUCGAAAUUUUUA